This is a messenger RNA of Symbiodinium necroappetens, 719 nucleotides long. The record is from the annotation of a GenBank genome assembly. NCBI's taxonomy places the organism in Eukaryota, Dinophyceae, Suessiales, Symbiodiniaceae.
GUUGGGGAGAAGCUGGCCAGAACCCGAGCUACCAUGCCCCGGCUGUUUACCGGCUUUGCCGCGACUACAUGAAGAAAAAGGCUGGGCAGUACGGAUCCUCCGCCAGUGAAGGCGACGACCUGGAGGCAGAAUGGGACAAAGUCAUCAUGACCAGCUACAGAGCCCUGUGGUCGGUCCAGUGCCCCUCUACCGGCCUGGUACCGAACUGGGCCAAAAUCUGGGAGGAGGGCGACGUCUUGAAGGCCACUGGUGGAUUCUCUGGCAGCGGAACCCCUGGCCAAGAGUUCGGGGCAGAAGCUGCUCGUACGAUGUGGCGUGUCGCUUUGGACUACCUCCUUUUCCCUGACGCCGGGGAAGCCAGGAGCUUCCUGGAUCCCGUGGUGGCACACCUGGAGACAAAGGAGAGAUGGACAGGAAAUUGGUGGGACAACUGGAUUGACUACCUCAAUGUCGACCCCAGCUGCAUCGUCAACCAAGUUUUUGGAGGUUGGUCUUGGAACUGGUUCGUAGCCGGUCCGACGUGGAGCUCGCUGGUCUGCCCUGUGGACUCCGUUCAAGCAGGACGACAGCAACAGCUGAUCGAUGCAGCCGGACAGCGGCUGGUACACCAGGGCAUCAGCGACUACUACGGCGGAAGUUGGCUCGCCAUUUCCACCAUCACUCUGAAUGGAGAUAUUACCAAUGCGGCAAGGCGAAUUGGGCUGGUGGACUCUGACUAG